AUGGCACCUGAUCAAAAAUCAAAGAAAAAGGGCUCAUCCCAGAGCUCGAGAGCCUGGGAUGCCCUGGCCCCUCCACUUGAUGACUUUCUUCUCCAGGCCGUAUCGAGUUUCGGAUACUCCUCGAUGACUCCGGUUCAGGCUGCCGUCAUACCACUCUUCACAGGCAAUUCUGAUGUUGUGGUGGAGGCCACCACCGGCAGCGGCAAGACGUUGGCUUUUCUCAUUCCUGUCAUCAGCAAGCUGCUGCGGCUGGGGGAGCCCAUGAAGAAGCACCAUGUCGGAGCCAUCAUCAUAUCGCCAACCCGCGAAUUGGCAACGCAGAUCUACAACGUCCUUCUCUCUCUCCUCGCCUUUCAUCAACCCUCCGCCGAGCUGCUGCCGUAUCUCAAGGGCGACGAGAAGCGACCCGCCAGCUCCGUACCCGUCAUAGUACCCCAGCUCCUUGUAGGCGGCACGACCAAGCCGGCCGCCGACCUGUCGUCGUUCCUCCGCCACUCGCCUAAUGUGCUUGUUGCGACUCCGGGCCGUCUCGCUGAGCUCCUGUCGAGCCCACAUGUCAAUUCGCAAUCGAGCUUUGAGGUACUCGUGUUGGAUGAAGCAGACCGUCUACUAGAUAUGGGCUUCUCACAGGAACUGCAACGGAUUCUUGGUUAUCUCCCUAAGCAGAGGCGAAAUGGGCUCUUCUCGGCCAGUGUCAGUGAUGCCCUGGGCGAGCUCAUCAGGGUCAACCUGCGCAACCCCCGACGUAUUGUUGUGACUGUCAAGAACCUCAAGGACGGGGGUAUAAUCGAAGAGAAGAGAACACCAGCCAGCCUACAGCUGUCAUACCUGACAGUACCAGCAAACCAAAAGUUCCCGGCCUUGAUGCAGCUGCUCCAGAGCUUGGACCCCACGCCAAUGAGGUCAAUAGUGUUCCUGUCGACCUGCUUUGCGGUCAAGUACUUUGCCAGUGUGCUGCCGUCCCUGCUCCCCGACGGGUUCUCGGUCAUCCCUCUCCACGGCAAACUUGAGCCGCAAGUCAGAGACAGAAACUUCCUCAAGUUCACAACAUCAUCGUCGCCAACCAUCCUGCUGACGACCGAUGUCGCAUCCCGAGGCAUCGAUAUCCCUCAGGUCGAUCUCGUCGUCCAGAUAGACCCCCCUCAGGACCCCAAAACCUUCCUGCACCGCUGUGGCCGUGCAGGUCGCGCCGGGCGCCGUGGUCUCGCCGUCGUCAUGCUUCUGCCGACCGAGGACGGCUUCAUACCCUUCAUGGACGUGCGGAGGACGCCCAUCGCCGAGCUCACCCACCCUGCCAUCAGCAUAGCUCCCGAGGAGGCGGACCGCAUGACCUCCGGCCUGCGCAGCCAGGCCGUCGCCGACCGCGAGGUCUUCCAGCUCGCCCAGCGGGCCUUUGUCUCGUGGGCGCGCUUCUACCUGGAGCACCGCGCCACCUCCAUCUUCCGCAUCAAGGACCUCGACUGGGUCAACCAGGCCCACGCCUGGGGCCUCGUCCAGCUGCCCAAGAUGCCGGAGCUCAGGGGGCUCGACAUCGACCGCGGCCUCGGCCUGGGCAUAGACGCCAACGAGAUCAGGUUCAAGGACAAGACCAAGGAGAAGAAGAGGCAGGCCGAGGCCGAAGAGUGGGCUGCGGCUGCGGCCGCGAGCGCGGCCAGCGGCGAGAGCGCGGCGCAGCAGGGCAAGAGCAGCGCCAAGCGCAAGAAGAACGAGGCGUGGAGCGAGAAGCACGAGAAGGAGGACGUCCGGGUGGCGAGGCGGGAGAAGAGGAGGAAGAAGCGCGAGGCCGAGAGGUAUGCGCACAUGACGGACCAGGAGAAGGAAGACCAGAAGAAGCUGGACGACUUGAUCGGGCAGAUCCGGCGCAAGAACGAGCAGCAACAAGCCAAGGGCAGUAAUGCUGCCAGCGCUGCUGCUGCUGCUACUGACGAGUUUGAGGGCUUUGGAGAUUAG
Molecule: messenger RNA, 1950 nt
Organism: Thyridium curvatum
Lineage: Eukaryota; Fungi; Ascomycota; Sordariomycetes; Thyridiales; Thyridiaceae
Exons: 3
Coding region: 1-1950 (649 amino acids)
Cellular component (GO): nucleolus
Molecular function (GO): nucleic acid binding; ATP binding
Source: RefSeq, a predicted model, not a curated record